AUGAAGAAAAAAUUGAAAGAUGAUGAGAAAGAGAAAAAAGACAGAGAUGGAAAAGAUGAGUCUAGAAGCAAAUCAAAUAAAGAACUGAAAGAAACGAGAAAGUCUGAAGAACCUCCUCGACACCCUGGAUUAAUUCUACAAACAAAGUGGAGCAAGGAUUCUAAACUGCGAUCAUCAUCACUUUCACUUGAUUUACUACUAGAUUAUACUGACAAGGACAUUGAAGAAUCAACGUUUGAGCUUUCACUGUUUGCUGAAACGCUUUAUGAAAAGCUUCAGUAUCAGAUGGGAUGCCGUCUUUUGACAUUUCUCCAGAAGCUGCGAAUAAAAUUUGUGAUGAAAAGAAACCAACGUAAGAGGCAACGAGAAGUAGAAAAAGUUGAGAAAGGAAAUGAUGAAAAAUCACCAACGAAGCGUCCGAAGAUAAAUGAGCUCCCUGUGACGAACCAGCCUGCUAAGUCAUCUGAAGCAUUGAGUUCAUCUCUGCUAGAUAGCGAGAAAAAAGAUGAAGAAAAAACUGUUAUUGAGGAGAAUAGUUCUGUUGAUCAUGUUGAUGAGGUUAAGAUGGAGCAUAUAGCAGAUGAUGAAGAAGACCCAGAGGAGGAUCCAGAAGAAUAUGAAGAAAUGGAGGAUGCUAGUCCUCAUCCCUCUAAUGAGAAUAAUGAAGAAGGGAAAAGCAAUGUGAUUCCUGUGCCUGGAAACGAGAAGGACGAACCCAAUGUUAAGGAACAAGCUAACACGAAGGCCGCAGAAACAAAGGCCAAGGCCGAAGCAGAUACAGGUGAAAGAAAAGAGGGGAAGGUGGAUACAGGAAAGAAAGAAACUCCCAGGGCAAAGGAGGUUGUUGACAAGGAACUAUUGCAGGCUUUUAGGUUCUUCGACAGGAAUCAAGUUGGCUACCUUAGGGUUGAAGAUAUGAGAUUGAUAAUCCACAAUUUGGGAAAAUUCCUUUCCCACAGGGAUGUCAAGGAACUUGUGCAGAGUGCAUUAUUAGAGAGCAACACCGGAAGGGAUGACCACAUUCUUUACAAGAAACUGGUGCGAAUGACUGACAUUUGA
Molecule: messenger RNA, 1059 nt
Organism: Prunus armeniaca (apricot)
Lineage: Eukaryota; Viridiplantae; Streptophyta; Magnoliopsida; Rosales; Rosaceae
Source: the annotation of a GenBank genome assembly